Messenger RNA from Trichobilharzia regenti, 726 nucleotides. The record is from the annotation of a GenBank genome assembly. NCBI's taxonomy places the organism in Eukaryota, Metazoa, Platyhelminthes, Trematoda, Strigeidida, Schistosomatidae.
CACUCGGUUACUGUCGUAGAAUAAUUUGUGGUGGCAUUGUCUUCACUAUUUUGACAUUGUUUAAAAACCUACAGUCCAUGUUUGCAGUUAAUUUUAUUCUAACGAACUUAUCGAUCAUCUUAAUUUCUGUGGGUACAGCAUACUUUUUUCAGUGUGGUGAAAUGAGAUAUCUGUUAAUUUCUGUCAGCUCGGCAGUUCUCAUCACAAUAAUAGUCGUUAUGAUAGGUAUGAAUUUAAGACAUUUGAAAAGAGAGGGAUGCUUUUUGCUCAUCUCAAUAUCUUGCAUGCUCGUCGUUUGGGGGAUCAUAGUUUUUUACAUUGGAUUAGCCAAGGACUCUAUUCUGUUUAUGGAAUUCGCUACAAGUGCCUGUUUGACGUGCGCUGCAACAAUCGUAAAUCUUACGCAGACGUUUAGUAGAGAAUAAAUCUUGUGAACAUGAAAAAUCAAGUUUUCGGUGUUAAUUAGGAAAAUACGAAUGCAUUCACUAAUUCCAAGUGUUUGUGAGAUGACCUACAAAACAAAUUCAUUUAAUGACUGUUCACUCCAGAUUUCAAUAUGGAUUAACGACCACACUGAAAUUAGAAAGUUGUGAGGAAGAUGUAUAGCUGAAGUCUAUAUUUUCGGCCUUGUCCUGUUCUCUGAACUGGACAGUUCAUGUGCGAAGCAUUCAAUAUUCUUCUGAACAAAAAUGCAGUUAUUGCAGAUGACGCUGUCCAGAAGGAAAA